Gilbertella persicaria is the source of this 1981-nucleotide messenger RNA. RefSeq names its product fungal-specific transcription factor domain-containing protein. Gene Ontology annotation, biological process: regulation of DNA-templated transcription; DNA-templated transcription. The transcript is spliced from 4 exons. The record is from RefSeq and is a predicted model, not a curated record. Gene Ontology annotation, cellular component: nucleus. NCBI's taxonomy places the organism in Eukaryota, Fungi, Mucoromycota, Mucoromycetes, Mucorales, Choanephoraceae. The coding region runs from base 49 to 1872 and encodes 607 amino acids. Gene Ontology annotation, molecular function: DNA-binding transcription factor activity, RNA polymerase II-specific; DNA binding; zinc ion binding.
AUUGCUUUUUCCUUCUUUUUCUUUUCUUGUUCUGUCAAAAUCAUUCUCAUGGCUAAAGCUACACUCGAACUUAAAUACAAACGCCUUAAAGUUGGACAUGCUUGUUAUGUUUGUAGAAGCAAGAAAAUAAAGUGUGAUGGUCUUCGACCUUGUAUGCAGUGCAAAGCCAGAGGCCGAACUUGCGAAUCCUCUAAUAUUGAAGCGCAGGAGAAUAACGAAGACCAUCUCAGCACAACAACAGUCGAGUCAGACAAUGAUUCCAUCUUGUUCUCUACUUCAGAUAACAUGGCUACAACACAGGAAACUUGUUCAGAAACCAAUAUGUCCUUUUUUGAUUAUCCAAGAUUUGGAAGCUCCAUUCAAUGGAAACAAGAACCACCAUUGCCUUCAAAAUACUCUUGUCCUAUUGAAAUGCCUUCCGGUGAACUACAGAUGCAAAUGAUUGACCUGUUCUUUAGAAAGCGACAUCGCAUGCUUCCCAUCUUACCAAAGAGCUUGUUCUAUGAACAAUUGCGUCUCAAAGGUCCAUUGAUUACACCACUAUUAUUGAAUGCUAUUUAUUGUGAUGUUAGCAGUUUUGCCCCUCAUUGUGGCUUUCAUGAAGUGCCGAAGCCCUCCGUCUUUUUCAAUCGUGCCAAGAAACUCUUGGAUGACUUCCUAGAUAGGCCAAGAAUAAGCACAGUAGUCGCACUUUGUUUGCUGUCCAUGCAUGAACCAAACCCCACUAAACUAAAAUCAACAACAGCGAAUCAACAUUGUCGUUUGUGGAUGUAUGGUGGCAUGGCAGCCCGCAUGUGUCUUGAACUGGGUUUGAAUAUUGACACGCCUCGUACUCGGGGUAUGCUUUCUGAGGAAGAAAUUGAACUUCGCCGACGAGUCUUGUGGUCCUGUUAUUUUCUAGAUAAAACGCAAAGUAUGUAUUCCCAGCGCCCUUGGUCAUUGUCUUCUUCUAGUAUCAAGACCCAAUUGCCUUCCGUCUUGUGUCCUGGUGAUCAAGAAGAGGCUAUCAUAACCCAGUUCCAACACAAUGUCAAGCUAUUUAUUCUUUAUGAACAAGGUUUGCGCAUACAUGCUUCCUAUGGCAUUUUUGAAGACAUCUCCAAAGAUACUUUUAUGGAACAAAUCGAAAAAUACAGACUUAAGAUAUUACAAUGGGGAGUCAAUUUACCUAUUCGUCAUGAUGCUUCUGUUCAAGAUGUGAUCAAUGAACCAACUAAACUGGCCUCAACAGCAUUCCUUCAACUGUUCUAUUAUUUUAUGUUAGCAGACAUACUGGCUUGUUUGCCUCAAACGAAUACUACUCACUUGGAAGAACGUAUUUAUGCAUCCCAAAUGGUCAAAUGUGUUGAAUCCCUAUUAGAAGAUCCUAGUAUGGUACCUCGGUAUCAGCUUUUGAUUUAUGCCUUAACUUCUGCUGUCCGUAUUCAUGCCCGCUUCCUCCGCCACUUGGAUACACAGGUUUCUCAGCAGUCUAGGCAGUUUUACAAUCAGAGUAUGAGCCUAUUUCAAAAGAUUCAAAAAUAUGCAUCCAUUCCUGAAUGUGCUACAGUCCUUCAACACAUGUCAGCCUAUAGUGAACAAGAAAACAAAACAACAACAAACAAUACUACCACACAGCCACUCUCACCGCCAGAAUAUGCUUUGCCUAUGGACAACUCUGUUUGGAACACACCUCAAGAUAUGUUCUCAAUAGAAGACUGGACUAGUCCACAACUAUCGACUAUUAGUCAACCUUAUUUGUACACUUCUCCUACAUCUCUUUUGGACUCUCCCUUUUUACCUUGCCAUUCAUUCGAUAACAAUAUUUUUGUACAGCCAAACGACUUUAAUUCCUCUUUCAUGAUGCCUUCUGUAUAUAACCACUUUGUAUAAUAAUAUGAAUCAUAAUAGUGAUAAUAAUAAUAAUAAUAAUAAAAACAUGUAUAUUUUGACAUGACGUAUGUGGCACACAAGUACAAGAAAGUUUUAAUAAGGUAUACAA